UCCUGAGCUGCAAGGUACCACUCGUUAUGCACACCUAAACUUGCACUGGCCAUUGAGGAACAAGUCCCAGUCUGACCGUUCAUUUGCAGAGGGAAGAUGGGAACGCUGGGAAAAGCAAUCUACACCGUCGGAUUCUGGAUCCGCGAGACCGGCCAAGCCAUUGACCGCCUCGGCUGCCGCCUCCAAGGCAACUACUACUUCCAAGAACAACUGUCUAGGCAUAGGACACUCAUGAACGUAUUUGACAAAGCUCCUGUUGUUGAUAAGGAUGCAUUUGUGGCCCCAAGUGCAUCUAUCAUUGGUGAUGUUCAGGUGGGACGAGGUUCUUCUGUUUGGUAUGGAUGUGUUUUGAGAGGUGAUGUUAACAGAAUCAGCAUCGGGUCUGGAACAAAUAUUCAAGACAACUCCCUUGUUCACGUGGCAAAAUCUAAUUUGAGUGGGAAAGUUUUACCAACCAUAAUUGGUGACAAUGUUACUGUGGGUCAUAGUGCUGUCUUACAUGGAUGUACUGUUGAGGAUGAGGCAUUUGUUGGUAUGGGUGCAACCUUGCUUGACGGGGUAUAUGUUGAAAAAUAUGCCAUGGUUGCUGCUGGAGCCCUUGUAAGACAGAACGCAAGGAUUCCCUGUGGAGAGGUGUGGGGAGGUAAUCCAGCAAGGUUCCUCAGGAAACUCACAGAAGAAGAGAUGGCCUUCAUCUCCCAGUCAGCUCUAAACUAUUCCAACUUGGCACAGGUUCAUGCAGCUGAAAAUGCAAAGAGCUUUGAUGAGAUUGAAUUUGAGAAGCUAAUUCGCAAGAAAUUUGCUCGCCGUGAUGAGGACUAUGACUCAAUGCUGGGUGUUGUGCGUGAAACACCUCCAGAGCUUAUCCUUCCUGAUAAUAUCCUUCCAGAUAAAGUACAAAAAGCUUCUUAAAAUCAGAUUUGUUGUCAAGAUGAUGUUUUUGUUAUAUCCGGAUUUAUGGAGAACAGCUGCUUUUCAUUUCCAAUAAUUUUUGGGAGCUGGGUCGGAGUAUCAACGUUCUGACAUAUGGCUCUGUUCAUCAUCUCUGGCUGACCAGAAACUUCAUUUUCUGUUUAUUGAGAAAAACUGCUACGAUGGAACAUGUAUUUUGAUGCUCGAGUCAUUGGUGCAGUUCUCACAGAUCUGUAGUUGUAGAGUUCAAUUGCUUUACAUAUGUUAUUUUCAGAAUAAAGAACACGGAAUCUGGUAUAUUGGACAUUA
Messenger RNA from Corylus avellana, 1221 nucleotides. RefSeq names its product gamma carbonic anhydrase 1, mitochondrial. The record is from RefSeq and is a predicted model, not a curated record. NCBI's taxonomy places the organism in Eukaryota, Viridiplantae, Streptophyta, Magnoliopsida, Fagales, Betulaceae.